Messenger RNA from Neospora caninum, 1878 nucleotides. RefSeq lists its product as hypothetical. NCBI's taxonomy places the organism in Eukaryota, Apicomplexa, Conoidasida, Eucoccidiorida, Sarcocystidae. The coding region runs from base 1 to 1878 and encodes 625 amino acids. The record is from RefSeq and is a predicted model, not a curated record. The transcript has 10 exons. Gene Ontology annotation, molecular function: GTPase activator activity.
AUGCGUUCUGCGGCGGGGUUCGCUCCGGCGGGGCCUCAGGGCAGCGCGGGGUGGCGAGUGCAUCCCCAGCAGACUGGCGGGGAGAAGCAAGUCGCGGAAGCCUUGCAGGAAGUCCUCAGUCGACUGGGCAACAAACUCUGCGCGGACUGCGGGGCCAAGCAUCCGCGAUGGGCGUCAGUGAAUCUCGGCGUUUUCAUUUGCCUCGAGUGCAGCGGCGUCCACCGGAAGAUGGGCGUCCACAUCAGCAAGGUGAAAUCGGCCACGCUAGAUCGCUGGACUUGGCAGUGGGUGGAGACGGUUCGUAGCAUUGGGAACGAAAUCGCAAAUGCGUACUACGAGUACAGACUCCCCAAAGACUACAAAAAGGCGACACGAGAGGACGACAACGCAGCCAUGGAGAAUUGGAUUCGAAUGAAAUACGAGCGCAAAUCAUUCGUUCCCAAAGGUUUCCCCGAGCCCUGGCAGGCCGUGGAAGCAGGUGCCGACCCGCGCGUGCAGUGCUUUCCUUCGACGGAGGAAGGACACGUGAGCGAGGCUUCCGCCUGCGAAGCGAAGAAAACCAAGAGCAAGAAAGAGAAGAAGAAGAAGGAAGUGUCCUCUGAUGCCGGCAGCCCCAGAGCGUCUCCCAAAGCCGCUUCGCAGGAGCAGAGACAGUCGAAGACAUCGGCAGACAAACGCGCGACGGCGGCAUCCGCGGCGAGUCUCGUCGCCCUCACGGACAGUUUCGCUUCUUUGGGUGUGGAAAACUCGCCCGGCCUGCCUGCUGGGGCGCCGCAGGCCUCGUUUCCUUCGCCCUUCCCGGCCUCGCCUUUUCCCUCUUCGCCCGGCGCCGCCUUCCCGGCGCGAGGAGCCUCGCCAGCCUCUGAAGGAGAUGCAGGCGAGGCGCAUCUGUGGGGCAACGCUUCGGACGCAGACCGGAAAGUUCAAGCAGCCAAGGCGGCCAUCGCGCGCGUGGAUUGUGGCGGUGAGGAAAAGGUGCGUCCCAUGGGGCGUCGGACUGCAGGGUGGCUGCAGGAACACUGGACAAGUGCAGGCUGUGACAGCGUGAGUUUUGAUCAGCUGCAGUGUGUGAGAUUGGAAAUCGCUUUGUCGAUCGAGGACAUGUCACGGGAUGAAAUCAACUCGGUUUUCCCUGGCUUUCCAGCAGCCUUUAGCGCUCCCGCUCUGGCGAGUGCUGCGCAGCCCGUUAACGCAGGCUCGUCCUCGAAUGGGAAUCCCGCCCCGUUUUCUGCGACGCCGGGGCCUGCAGGUCCGUCGGACUUGGGGGCGCUCCCCGACUGGCCCGACGGCGCGACCGCGGCUGCGGCGACGGGCGCGGCCUCGGCGCCCUGGCCGACAGCCUGGCCCAGUUCGGUGUCUCCUGGGUCUCAGAAUCGAGGGGGAAGCCAGGCGCUGCAUGCGGCCACGCUGAAUUCCUUCUUUCCGACUUCUGACUCCGCACCGAGCGGGAAUGGGUCAGCCUUCUUCGGCUCCGAGGCCUCCACCGCGCCUCUCGGCGCUUCUGCGCUCGCCACGGGCCGAACGGAGACAGAGCACGCCCACAGCCGAGACGGCGGCCCCGGUGGCUCAAGCGCGUUGACCGGGAUGAAACUCGGGGAGAUUUCCCUUUGGAAUUCUGCCUCGAGUCCGGCGAAGAGCGAGAACGCGUUUUCUUCUCUGAACGCCCUCGACGCGUUUGCACUGGCAAGCAAAGUGCAGGCCCCACAAAAGGAGACGGCAAAGGCAGGUGCAAUGAGCCGCGCGGGAGGCGCACCGAACGGGACUGGGAGGGACGAGAUGUUCGCCGCGGGGGCUGGAGCAGGCUGGGUCGGCGUGUCCAGUCCGUCUACGCCGGCUCCAGCGUCCGGGACGAGUGCGGACGAGUUGCUGCUGAUCUAG